Bombyx mori (domestic silkworm) is the source of this 10789-nucleotide messenger RNA. RefSeq names its product RNA-binding protein fusilli (gene fus). Gene Ontology annotation, molecular function: mRNA binding. The record is from RefSeq and is a predicted model, not a curated record. NCBI's taxonomy places the organism in Eukaryota, Metazoa, Arthropoda, Insecta, Lepidoptera, Bombycidae. The coding region runs from base 881 to 3091 and encodes 736 amino acids. The transcript is spliced from 14 exons.
AUUGACAACUCGUAAUGUUACAUAUUAAAUAAUUAAAAUAAAAUUAACGAAACAGCUAUUUACAACGUUUUCAAACGAAGCGUGAAUUUCGAAAUGACGCGUCAGGAGCAGCAGCUAUCUCAUCAAUGAUAGCGUACGGUUUGGCAACGUCGCCUCGCUCACCUGGCGUUACCUGCGCAGUGUCAACUGGGGGCGAGCACGCCAGCCAGUGGCACUCGAUCCACCGACCGGACAGACGCGCUUGUCUCGAGCUGCCCUAAUUCAAAUUAACUCCCAAAAUAUUCCAUCAAAAACGUUUAUCGCCAACAAAACUUAGUUAAAACAUUAAGGCGGCUAUCGGAGCGUGCGAAGUGGAAAACAAUAACGCGUGUGACACAUUAAUAGGACAUUCAAAAUUUCGGUAUCGCUCAAAUACAAAGCUGGCUUCGUACGUACGUACGGUGGCGCCGGAGUCCUGUUUCGCGAAUACGUCCGUCAAUGUGUUAAGUGAGUUAAUACUAGGUUUUCACCGACAGCGGAAAUAGCUUACGUAGCCGGGCUAGCGGUAAAACGACGUCCGCGCCGCACGCGACUUCUUGUUCCAUGUUGGGUAACCGUCAGGUUUCUAAAAGGUGCUUUCGGCGCGUUUGAGAACGUAUUCAACGAGCACGGAGCGUGGAUUUUUCUGAUUCGGUUCGCGGGCCACGGUACGGACCUGACACUAGCCUUAACGGGCCUCGUUAGAAAGCCACCGCGGAAAUUCGAACAUGGUUAAAAGAUCGUUUUAGAUAGACAGCUCAGAGUAUUAGCCACGAAUGGACUGAUCGUAGAACAGUAAGUUUGUGUACGAACGAUAGUCGGAGGGGCUGUGUUGGAGUGUGUUAGCGCAGUGCAUGGCGCCAUGAUCAACGGUGGUUGGGUUUGCGCCCUGCAUGUGCGCACCGCAGGGCUAGGCGGAGCGGCGCUCGGCUCCGACGAGGAGGAAAUCGUCUACCUAGCGUAUGUCGUCAUCGACGUGCCCACCAAUCAGAUAAUAGGAGAGAGAGAGUAUGCUGUCAGGCCGACUAGAAGACCCUCAGAGGAACUGCAGACAGGACAACCUUUAGAAGUAAUUGUGCAACAGUUCGAUGACUUCGUGAGGUCGCUACAAGUGGACCCCCACUCGCCGCUCUUCAGACUAGUCACGGACGGACAACCUCCACUAAGACAAUGCCUCCACCCAGAGGCGUGCAGCAAAGAGCUGGUGUUGCCGGCGUACUACGCCCGUUUCCACGAUCUGCGUAAGGAGUACGUGCGGGCUUACACGUUGCGAGCGGUCGCGCCCCCCAGGACCCAGGCGCCACCACCCCCGCCGCCGGACCACCCCAGCUCACUACUCGAUAUGCUCAAUUAUUUAGGUAUUCCUCCGUAUUCCGGAGAAAAUUUCUACGCUGCGGAAGUGAAUGACAUGGCGUCUAUAAUACAAAGGAUAAUUUCCGAUGGCUUCCGAUUGGAGCUUCCGGAGGUCGUCGAUUUAGUUUUAGAAACUGGAAUAUGCUCAAAAGACGAUGAGAUUGACGGGAACUGCAUAGUUCGCGCCCGCGGUCUUCCCUGGCAGUCCUCAGACCAGGACAUCGCAAAAUUCUUCAGGGGUCUAAAUGUAGCAAAGGGUGGAGUAGCUCUUUGCCUAUCACCGCAAGGCAGACGUAACGGCGAAGCACUGGUUCGAUUCGUGUCACAGGAGCACAGGGAUAUGGCUCUGAAGCGGCAUAAACACCACAUCGGCCCUCGGUACAUUGAGGUGUACCGGGCGAGUGGUGAAGAUUUCCUCUCGGUGGCUGGUGGCGCGACCUGUGAAGCAGCUGCCUUCCUAUCGCGAGGAGCGCGCGUCAUCGUCAGAAUGCGAGGAUUACCUUACGAUGCCACUGCUCAACAAGUCUUGGAUUUCUUCACGAGCGGCGAGGACCCAGUCCAGGUCCUGGAUGGUACUGAGGGAGUGCUGUUUGUGCGUCGCGCCGACGGUCGCGCGACCGGCGACGCUUUCGUGCUUUUCGCGAAAGAGGAGGACUCACCCAAAGCCCUGUCGCGACAUCGCAAGCUCAUCGGGUCUCGAUACAUCGAACUCUUUCGCUCCACCAUCGCUGAAGUGCAGCAGGUCCUAAACCGCUCGUUGGAGAGUCGUACAAGCCAAACCAGCACCCCGUCCACGGCCCCCGCUCCCGCUGAAGGUCUUCUGCCAGUGGCGUUGGUGCCACAGCACGUUAUCACAUCUGGAACCGCCAAAGACUGCGUUAGACUGCGUGGACUGCCUUAUGAAGCCCAGGUUGAACACAUCCUGACGUUUCUGGAAGAAUUCGCCAAGAACAUUGUCGUGCAAGGAGUUCACAUGGUUUUCAAUGCCCAGGGUCAUCCCAGCGGCGAGGCAUUCAUUCAGAUGGACAGCGAGGCCAGCGCUUUCCUCUGUGCCCAGCAGAAGCAUCACCGGUACAUGACCUUCGGGAAGAAACAACGGUACAUCGAGGUGUUCCAGUGUUCAGGCGACGACAUGAACAUGGUGCUAACGGGCGGCGUGACCCCGGCGACGUCCCCGAAGGUGUUGUCCCCCGGUACGUUGGUGUCCCCUCCCGCGGCCCCCGCGCCCCCCGCGCCCCGCCUGCUCGCGCACCACAUCGCGCAGCAGACGCUCCUCGCGCGCCAGCACGAGAACCUCCUGCUGGCGUCGCUGCGGCCGCCGCUCGUGCCGCUACUGCACUACCCCCCCGCCCUGCGCCACGCCCCUCCCUCACCAUACUCUUUCCAGCAGAUGCUUCCCACCAAACGCACCUACGAUCGCGCAUUUUCGCCCGCGGACCAAUCCCCAGCCAAGCGUCCCUACGCUCUUCCCCAGCAUCUCGCGCCAGCCUUGUCCCUCCCGGUCUACUCGUACGGCGCUUCGUCUCCGAUAUUCUCGUACUCCAACACGAGCCCUAUGUUGCCGACGUACGCGAGCGCCCUUCCCACGGCCAUCCCCACAGCCCUGCCCGCGGACUACGGCGCGGCGCUGUCAGCCCUGCCCUCCAUGGGCUCGCCCUACCCAGCCGCCUUAUCCAUGCUCCCUACUUAUCCCAUCCUACCGUGGCGUCUUAAUAACUAAACUAACUCAGUCACAUUCAAUACUCGGUACCUGAGGGAAAAUAUUAACGUGCUGCUCGUGUAGACAAUACGUUUUCUGCGACCUUUCAAUAGUAUUGUGCAAUAAAGUACAAAAAAAUAUAAAUACUACAUAAUAAUAUCCCUAGAUGUCACAAUAUAAACAACAUCCAUCUAAUAGGCAUUCCGAAAUUCUAAAUACAUUCGAAGUUUUAUAUAAAUGAAAGUGAGACGGUUGAAACUAAACAGGGUAAAAGAAAAUGACAAAGAGCUCAAAACCGCAAGUGCCUUUAACGGAUAUUCGGAGCGAGAAAAAUCGCGAAUUUAAUGUAAAAUCUUAAACUAGGCAGCUUUAUGUAGUUAACUUAUAAGAAAUUAGAUGAUACUAAAAGUUGUUUUAUGAAAUUACUUUCUAUAAAUCAACUUGACUUGAACACGCCUCUAUCAUUUAACUUUAAAAGACGUGCCGCUAUUAAAAAAAAAUCUAUUAUUAAGAAUCUAUUUCCACAAUCAAGUCGAUUUUGUAUGAAAUAUCAAUACAAAACAUUUUUAUUCUUGUUGAAUUUUGCUGACUUUAAGCCUUGUUGAACUCUCAUAUUAUUGUUUAGUCGAUUUAAAUCGAUUUUAAAAUAAGCGAAUUAUAGGUUGUUAUGACAAAUAGGUUAGUUUAUUGUUAGAUGCAGUAUCCAUGACUACGGUCAAGUUUGAUUGAAUGAAAUAACAAAGAUCACAUCAACUGGCUGUAUGAGCUUCAUCCCGUUAGUCCGCGGACGAAUAGAAAAAAAGAGUAUAUUCUUAUCAUGGAGUUAAUAAGUACCUACAACUGGAGUGCUGUCUGAUGCCGAGAAAUCGGUCUCGAAAGAGAAUACUUUUUGGUCGCGGUGUCCUUGUCUAAUGUGGUGACCAUAUAAAAUUUAUUUAUAGGAUAAAAUUAUACACAUGCAUCAGUUUUGAAUUUACCUUAAGUAAUUCUGUGUAACCCUAUGUAAAUACAAAACACGUGCUUGCAACGUUUUAUUUAUGUAAAUUCAAUUCUAAACAUUGCUUCGUCGUCAUGGUGCCUUUUUUCGACGUUUUUUUUUGGAAGUUGCUGCGUUGUCGAAAAUCUAGCACUGAGUUUUAUUACAAACAUCAUUACCUCAGUGCUAUUACUUAAACUUCCUCAAACUCAUGUUUAACGUCCGAAUACUCAACCGCGACUUAAAUAUUAUGUUGAACUUAAUUACGCAAUUCCUACUUUAGUGUACUGGCUAAGUGGGCCGUGCAAAUUAAUAUUUGACACACUGAGUGAGACACUGCAACACACAUGGUCUGCGCGUAUCGGGUGCUCUUUUCCUACAUUCACAUCUUCAAUUGAUUUAAAAUUACUUGUAUUUUUACUUCUGUGCUAUUAUCAUGACACGUGUAUAUUAAGUCUACUAGUUACAUUUUAGGAAAUAAAACACAAUGGGUAAUAAAAUGAAAUGAACUGAAAUUCAUUUAUUUGUUAUAUGUAAACAAUUAAAUAACUCUUAAAUGACAAGUCAAUACACAUAACACAAUACACAUAGUACUUGAUCUCUAUUUACAAAAUAUUGGUUAUAUUAUUAUUAUUAAGUUCAGUAAAUUUUCUGUAAUCUUAUAAUAUAACAUUUCCUCUAUUUAUUUUUAAGUAAAUUCUUUUUUUUCAACGAAAUACAUAAUUUAUUUUAAUCAAUAUCUAAGUGGACCAUGAGUAUCAUUAAAAUUUCGCAAUUUAAAUUUCAAUUCAAUUAAAAAUCGCCAUUUUUCUUUAAUAAAUCUAAAAUCGACUUUAUAUUUACAAUCACUAUUUCACGACUUUUAAGUUUUUGUUUCAAUACCUUAACAUCUUGUCGUAAUUUUGCUUUUCUCGGGGUAUUUUUUAUUUCUUGCGUUUGAGUACUUGAUUCUUCUUGUUUGACCUUUUUAAAGGACAUUUUCCAGAAAUUCCAAAGUCAUAUUUACUAGAAGAUCCUCCUCGUUCGCUUAACGUCAGGCAAAUGAUAUACAUGCUUGCGUGCGACGCUAUUCAAUACAAUAAAAAAAGUUCAAGAAAUACCACGUGAUGGCUCUUAUAAUAUGAAAAAUACAUUGCAAAAUUAUAGUUUUCACGAUUGUUUUUUCAAAUUUAGUAUAUGACAUAGAUUAAGUACAAUUUACAAGACAAAUGGUAUUAAAUAUUAUAAUGAGAAAAUAUAUCUCACAUUUUAAAAAUAUAUGCUCACACUAGUAAAAAUUUUAUCAAUGAAUCUGACAUAUGGAAGGAUAUUCCACAAACUGGAGAGGAUUCUCGCUUAAAACCACUUAUAUUAAAAGUGUUCACCAUGAUUACACGGAAACUUUCACGAUUUUCGAAAAAAAAACAAGCCACAAGCUGUAUCAGUGCCAUUUUAACUUCGCACUACAAACGUAAAUAGACGCCAUUUUUCUUUUAAUCCAUUCAUAGCUCUUUUUCGGUGAUGCCAACAAUUAAUCUGGCUUCCCACCAAAUUCAACAUGAAAACCAUCAGAAAUCUACGUACCUACCAUAAAAUUUUCCAUUAAACAGAGUUCUUAUUAAUAUAGAACAAUAUUUUUUUUGUUAAUGAGCUUUAUUAAUAUAUGAUGUUCUAUUAAAAAUCAAUAUAUAUCAUAUAAUCAAUACUUCUUAUAUAAUUUAUUUUAAUAAAUUGUCAUCAUCAGAAAAUAAAUUCACCAUAACUUUGUACGUUUAUGUUGAACCAAUUUAAUUUUUGACGUUGAUGGAAAUUCUAAAUUGUCGCAAUAUUUUCUAGUUAAGUUUAAGUCACAUCGUUUAAAUAAUAUGUAUUUAGAUAUAUUAUUGUCAUAAAAUGUUUAAAAUCCUGUAAAGUGGAUUGAUUUUAACCUUUUCAAUAAUUUUCAACAACGCCCAAGCUACUAAAAAAUCCACUAACCACUAAAAGCCAUUUUUGAUAACUAAGACGGGGGUCCAAAUUCCGAGAUUUUAUGGAAAAUCCUCUAAGCUAGCAACACUGCUUUUUGUUUGUAAAAUGUGCGAGAGGGACACCACCACUUAAUAAUCAUUCUCUUUUCAGACCGUUUUUCCUUACAUCUUUUGCUAUUUAAAAAUAAACUUUAAGCCAUAGAGAUAAAGUAUAUUUUUAGUUUUUAUGUCAAACGAAGUAAGCACUCCAGUUAGAAUAGUAACUCUAUGAUUCUUAUCAAUUUUGGACUUACUUUUUGGUUGUUUAACCUCAAUCAUGUUGUUUUUGUGCAGCUAUUUUUAUGGCACUUAUUAAAUUCUUUGUAGAUGUAUUUUUUUUUAAAUGGAUACUGCCAAAAACGUCUAACGUAAGUGUGAUCAGAAAAAGUUGUGAUUUUUUUUUUGUUAAAACAAAACAUUCCAUUGAAAAGACAAGUUUACGCCAAUGUUUUGAAGGCUGAAUAAAAAGUCUGACGAUACAUUAAACUCGUACUUAUUAUGAACUUAAGUUUUUUUUUUGUUUGUUUUAUCGAGUAAAAUGCACUUAUUUGCUGUUAAUUCACCAUACUUUUAUUACACUUAUAUUUUGAUAAGUUUUUUUUUUUAAAUGUGAAUUGUUUCGUUCAAUUAUUUACUAGUUAGUACGUUCGUUUUUGAAUUAUCAUAAAGUGUUUUUAAGAUCGUUUUUAGUCAGCUUUUAGCUAUAGAUUAUUUCGUAAAGUCGCAUACUUAAAUGCGUGCAAAUGUUUUUUCCGUACGCGGAUGAAAAGGUACUUACUCAAACAUUUAGGGGUUUAAUAAUUGAAUAAUUGAUAGUGUCGUCAUAAAACGAAAUGCUAAAAAAAAACAUUACCGGCAUUUGUAUCCCUACUUUCCUAUACCUCCCCUUUAUUAUAAAUAUACCUACACAUAACAAUGCCUAUUACUUAAACGUAUAUUAUAGCUUUAUUCAUAAUACUGUGUUAUAUAAAAACUCUUUAUGCCAAUUUCAAUUUGACAGUUUGUUUUCCCGCUAAAAUUCAUGUCAUAAAGACGUUUUUCAUUUGACAGCUAACUUCACACCACAAUUUAGUUUCAUUUGUUUAUAAAUAAAAUUAUUAGUUGUGUAGGAUUGUUCUGGAAUAUGUUACGAGGUUAGUAUAUGUAGGUGUGCCUUACUAUUAGCAGCUACAGAUACUAUGACUCGUUUUGCAAACAUUUAAUGAAUUUCCCGCCAUAUAUUCCAGGCUCAAAGACUUAUUUAGGUACAUCUACAUAGAAACCGCAGUGGUUUAAGUCAUUUGUAAUGGUUGCCAUCGUUUCUAUUUACAUAUUCACGACUCAUGAUAUCAGAACUAUAAGGUCGUUUAUCAAACGCAAACAUAAAUAUAUCUUUAUUUUGUGUUGGCAACUUUAGCGUGCAUAGUGCAUUUAUGCCUUUCCGGUAAAUGUAUCUGUCUAUACAAAACAAUGGAUGAUCCCUCAAGCUUCCGGAAGCUUGCGGUAAAAUUACUGGGCUAUGUCUUCCGGGCACACGCCGCAUCUGGUGCUACAUAUGCGUGCGUAUAAUAUGCGCCCAAGUCUUGAUCUUCUCAGUUAACAUUCGACCUUAUCGUCCUGUAUACAAUGACUACUUUGACGGUUAUUGGGAGCUUCACAGAACACGGUGUAUUGGCUAAUCUUUGUACUGUCUAUAUUACUUUUUGGAUAACAAUGACGGAAUUUAAUGUUUUUUUUUUAUCAAUAUAUAUUAGUUUACUUAUAGAUAUGACGUGUUUUAUAUGGUAUAGAAAUAUGUAUGUACGUAUCCGUACGGGUUGUGUUAUGGAAAAUUUGCAUGAUUCAGCGUUAACGGUGAGCUACAUAGACUAGUGAUAAUGGAAUAGUCUAGAACGUUUCCGAAAUUUAUAUUAUGAUAGAUUCUUAUGGUAAGUAACUAUUACUUAGAUAAUCCAAUUGGUAGAUCCGGUCCUUUUUAAUUUUAGUUGUAUUGAAGUCUUUAGUCAAAAGAGGGGGUAGCAAAUAAAAAUUUUGUUUUUACUGAAUAUUUUUAUUUGUUCCACUCCGCAACAUGGUAUUUUACUGGUGGUAGGACCUCUUGUGAGUACUGGUGGUAGGACCUCUUGUGAGUCCGCGCGGGUGGGUACCACCACUCUGCCUAUUUCUGCCGUGAAGCAGUAAUGCGUUUCGGUUUGAAGGGUGGGGCAGCCAUUGUAACUAUACUUGAGUCGACUAUUAUCAAAGGCGGCAAUCUGACUUUUGGACAAUGAUUGGUAAAUCAGAAAAACGAAUUAUUGACUUUGUAUUCCAUUGGCAGUCACAAAACUCUUCGGAACGACAUCUUAGAUAAAUAACAGGUUAACUAUUAACCUUUAUUUAAUGCAGGUUUUGAACCGUAUUCUUUGAAGGAGACGAUUAUAUUCAAAUCAAUCUGUAUUGACAUAUCAAUAAAAAUUUUUUGUCCAAAUGUACAGAUUGCCACCUUUGAUAAUAGACGACUCACUUAAGACCUUAGAACUUAUGUCUCAAGGUGGGCGGCGCAUUUACGUUGUAGAUGUCUAUGGGCUCCAGUAACCACUUUACACCAGGUGGGCUGAGAGCUCGUCCGCCCAUCUAAGCAAUAAUAAAAAAAAAACCGAAUGAAAAUAAAUAUGAAAAAUAAUUGCUUUGAAAGAUUCAAGCGUUACCGCGACGAUAAUUAGAUAUAAACAUCUCAUCGCAAAAAUUGUUUACAAUGGUGUUUUUUUUUAGUUUAUUCUCGCCAAGAAAAUAACAAACUUAAAUUUUGUUUUUUCAAUGCGAUUAACUGAUCCAAUAGUUGAUAUGCUUUUUUUUCUUGCUUAAAUGGGUUUACAAGCUGAUAUAAAGUGGUAAUUGGUGCAAAGAGUUAUCAACGUAAAUGCCGCUACUCCAGUUUGAGACACCUUAGAGUAUUAAGCGGUAGGCAGCGGCUUGGCUCUGCCCCUGGCAUUGCUGAAGUCCAUGGGCGACGGUAACCACUCACCAUCAGGUGGGCCGUAUGCCCGUCUGCCUACAAAUGCAAUAAAAAAAAAAAAACCUGUUCUAAGUCUAAAUUUUUUGUAUCCUACCUAUUCUAAUAGCCUUGAGAGGCUAUAUCAGCGUUACCGAACCAGUAGGUGAGUUGAUGGGGCUCAAACCGGAGGUGUUGUUAACACUGGCCCUAGCAAGAGCAGUGCUUUGCUGAAUCUACAGAUCAGAAAGGCGACCAACAGAGAACUAAUUUUUACAUAAAAAUAAAACAUAACGGCUACCCCACUCUUCAAAUCGGAACGCAAGACACGCCAUAAACAAAACAAAGUGAUAAAAAUAUUACAUUCAGACACGUAUGCAUAAACUCCUUUAUAUCUAUCAUAAUUAAAAUUUUGUUUGGUUUAAUUUUGAAUUCGGAAACUAAUACUUCUUAUCAAGAACAAGGGCGACCCGAAAAUGUAUUCAAAUGCAAUAUAAAUAGCAUGUAAACGCUUCUCCUACCAGUAGAUAACAGGGUGUCUGCAUGUCGUUACGGUAUUCCGAAUGAUCGAUGUUCAGUUUCAUACGUUUCAUCAUAGUUUUCCACAGCACAUCGCGGCGGCCGCGAAAAAUAACCGAGUGAGAUUUCAAUCUGUAUUCUGUGUAAUAGCCGCGUUUUAUUUCUAUUCGUCAUUCUAAAUAUUGAACGUGCCCGUUUCUUGUGAUAAAACACGCGCACGUGUCUUAAUUACAAAAUUAACUACCGUUGACGUAUUCAAUCGAGUGAAAAAUACCCCCUUGCUUUUACUAUUCGAAUUAAAGCCGCGUCAAAAUAUAAGAUUUUAAUCUCACUCGAAGUCGUCAAAGGAAUUUUGUGUCAACCGUGUGUUUAGUGCGAGUUUUUAAACGUUCUCGAUAGCGUAAAAGUGAACUCUAAUUUGUAUGCAGUCUGAUCAGCGCCCCUAGCGGCAAACGCAGCAACCGUUCUAACUCCAUACAAAAUCGAGUUAACUUUUACGCUAUCGAGAGCGUUUAAAAACUCGCACUAAGCGCACUGUAUACGGGCAGUCUGGCCCGAGUACCUGUGCCUAUAUCGCCGGGUCCAAACAACGAGAUAUAAAAUUAUAUUUUACAAGUUUAAUUUAUCGCUAAAUAAUAUUAUGGUCGAGGGUGUUCUUCCUCCAGUCAAUUAACACGCAUAUAUGUCGCUUACUGUACGCUAUAUCCGAAAUACCUUUACGCUUGUAUCCCGUUUUUAAAAGAAUUUUUAUGACGGUAUUUUUUAAUUCUGUACACUUUUGUGCAUGUGCAACUAUUGAUUGGCCAUAAUUUUUAAAGUUUCCGACGCUCCUUUAAGCAAUGAUGAGCACUUUGUACAAUAACUAUGUCAAAUUAAUGCGAUUGGAUAACCUAAACGAGAGAAAAGGUAAGUUUCGUUUCUAACAAAUUUGUACUAUUGAUGAGUGCACAUUCACAAAAAAAAAAAAUUACCGCGCGCAUUGACUGGAGGAUGAGGUGUGAGGUUAUUGACAUAAACAUUAUAUGUCGUAUGCUAAAUGUGGGGUCACAAAUUUACUGUCUAAAUAUUGUAUAAUCUAUGCAUUAUUUUUUUAAACUAAGCACGAUCGACUCUAAAGCUGCCUGUCGAUCGAGAAACACAAACUCAAAACUGUCGCAUUUUCUUUUAUUUUUUUUCCAUUCAAUCUCGCCCGUAGAUUCCAUAUUUCAAUUCUCUUUUAGUUAAUUAAUUUAGUUGGUUAAUAUUAGUUGUAUUUCGUAUGAAUAAAACGAUGAUACGUUAGAUUGUAA